Molecule: messenger RNA, 5095 nt
Organism: Xenopus tropicalis (tropical clawed frog)
Lineage: Eukaryota; Metazoa; Chordata; Amphibia; Anura; Pipidae
Gene: col6a1
Product: collagen, type VI, alpha 1
Exons: 35
Coding region: 184-3324 (1046 amino acids)
Cellular component (GO): complex of collagen trimers; extracellular matrix; collagen trimer
Source: RefSeq, a predicted model, not a curated record
AGUCCUGCCCCCAGAUCCCCUCCCUCUCACAGUCCGAUCUCCUCGCUUCACCCCUCCCUCCCUGCAAGUUGUCUCCGGGCUCUCCCUUCUCAGUAGCGCAGGAUUCGGUUGCUGGUACCGCUGAGUCUCCUCGGAUCCCUCACUCUCCCUCCUGCCGGACAGCCCGGGGUAUAGGGGGGCAUCAUGAAGAUGCUUCAAGGGCGCCUCCCGCUCACCAUCCUGCACCUUCUCCUUCUUGUUGGGGGCGGAAUGACCCAGCAGAAGCCACAGGGACCCAUUAAAGACCCCAACGGAUUUCCAGCAGUGGGACCCACUAUAACUGUAAGACCUGGUCCAGGUCCUGAUCCUGAAAGAGUCACUUUCCAAGACUGCCCUGUGGAUGUCUUCUUUGUGUUGGAUACAUCUGAGAGUGUUGCCCUGAGAGUGAAGCCUUUCAAGACCUUAGUGACACAAGUGAAGGACUUUACCAAGAAAUUUAUUGAUAAACUGACCUCCAGGUAUUAUCGGUGUGACCGUAACCUGGUGUGGAAUGCGGGUGCUCUACACUACAGUGACGAGGUGAUCAUGAUCAGCAGCCUGACCCGGGAUAUGAAGACUUUGAGGGAUGACGUAGAGACAGUUGAAUACAUUGGAAAAGGAACCCACACUGACUGUGCUAUUAAAAGGGGCAUUGAGGAGGUCCUGAUUGGAGGGUCACACCAAAAAGAGAACAAGUACCUCAUUGUCGUGACUGACGGACAUCCUCUGGAGGGCUACAAAGAGCCAUGUGGUGGUCUAGAAGAUGCAGCAAAUGAAGCCAAACACUUGGGCAUCAAAGUCUUCUCUGUUGCCAUUUCACCAAACCAUCUGGAGCCAAGGCUCAGUGUAAUUGCAUCUGAUGCAAGCCACAGGAGGAACUUCACAGCUACCAGUGCUGCUGGUCUGACUGAUGAGGAAAUAGACAAUACAAUUGAUACCAUUAUUGAUAUGAUUAAAGAAAAUGCUGAGCAGGGGUGCUGUACCUAUGAAUGCAGGCCCUCUCGUGGCUCUGCAGGACCAGCAGGACCACCUGGUUAUGAGGGAGAAGUCGGAAAGCCAGGUCUUCCAGGCGAUCGAGGGUUACCAGGCGAUCCAGGUCGACAGGGUGAUAUUGGACCUGUGGGCUACCAAGGAAUGAAAGGUGACCAAGGUACCCGAGGAGAGAAGGGUGGGAGAGGAGCCAAGGGAUCAAAAGGAGAAAAAGGAAAGAGAGGAAUUGAUGGAAUUGAUGGACAGAAGGGAGAGGAUGGAUACAAUGGUCUUCCUGGGUGCAAAGGAUCACCUGGGUUUGAUGGAGCCCCUGGAAGUCCAGGACCUAAAGGUGAUCCCGGAUCAUAUGGCCCAAAAGGAGAAAAGGGUGUUCCUGGAACUCCUGGCACUGCUGGAAGAUCUGGAAGCACAGGAAACACAGGAGACAAGGGAGAUCCAGGUCCUAAUGGCUCAGCAGGAGAGAAGGGAGAGUCUGGCGAUGAGGGUGAUGCUGGAGCUGAUGGGCCUCCUGGAAAACGGGGUGAACCUGGAGAGCAGGGUCCUCCUGGGGUAUCUGGGGCCAGAGGAGCUAGAGGAGAAAAGGGUGAGCCUGGGCCACCAGGCGACCAAGGAAGAGAUGGGCCAGCUGGUGCUUUUGGUGAUCCAGGAGAAGCUGGGCCUCAGGGACCCAAAGGAUACAGAGGGGAUGAAGGACCAAGAGGUCCAGAGGGGCCAAAAGGACCAAGAGGAGCAAAAGGCUUACCCGGAGAACAAGGCAUUGCAGGAGAGAGGGGAGAUGAUGGCCGUCCAGGAAAUGGUACUGAUGGCUUCCCAGGAUUCCAGGGAUAUCCUGGUAGCCGAGGAGACCCUGGUUCAAAUGGAACCAAAGGUUAUCCUGGACCUAAGGGAGAUGAAGGAGAACAAGGGGAACCUGGUGAUGAUAAUGUAAGUCCAGGACCUCCUGGUCCCAAAGGAGCAAAGGGAUAUAGAGGACCAGAAGGACCCCCAGGAUCUCCAGGCCCCGCAGGACCUCCAGGCCCAGAUGAGUGUGAGAUCCUGGAUAUCAUAAAGAGGAUGUGCUCUUGCUGUGAAUGUACUUGUGGUCCUUUAGACCUCCUCUUCGUGCUUGACAGCUCUGAGAGUAUUGGCCACUCCAACUUCCAGAUCUCCAAAGAUUUUAUUAUUAAGGUUAUUGAUCGACUCAGCCGGGAUGAACAUGUCAAGUUUGAUGCUGAAAAUUCACAUGUUGGAGUGGUGCAGUACAGCCAUGGAAAGACUCAAGAAGUUGUAGCCAUGGGAGAUGCAAGCAUCCAGUCCAUUGGACAACUGAAGGAGGCUGUGAAGAACUUAAAGUGGAUUGCAGGUGGAACCUGGACUGGAGAAGCUCUUGCUUUUACUAAAGAUAAUCUCUUGAAACGGUUUAAAUUGGAGAAGAAAAUAGCACUUGUACUUACAGACGGACAUUCAGAUAUUCUGAGAGACACAACUCCACUAAAUACAUUGUGUGAAGUUACUCCGGUUGUAUCAGUGGGCGUAGGGGACAUUUUCCAAAAUGCUCCUAAUUCAGAUCAGUUGGUUCAGAUUUCUUGUGGUGGAAGACCUUAUUCGAAGGGGCUGUCUUUGCAGCGAACCAGCUUUGCAGAACUUCUGGAUGAUGGCUUUUUGCAUAAUGUUACUUCUCAUAUGUGCAGCGAUAGGAAGUGUCCAGAUUACUCCUGCCCCAUCACAUACGAAGGGCCAGCAGACAUCACACUGCUUGUAGACAGCUCUACUAGAGUUGGAAAUCAGCAUUUCCAAACCAGCAAAAGCUUUGUGAAGCUCUUAGCUCAACGUUUUCUGAAGGCAAAAGCCCCUCCAUCAGGCUCUGCACGCGUGUCGGUGGUGCAAUAUAGUGGCCUCAACCAGCAGAAAGUGGAAGCACAGUUUGUGUCCAAUUACACAGUACUAGAAGUUCCAGUGGAUAAUAUGCAGUUCAUAAAUGGUGCCACAAAUGUGGUAUCUGCUCUGCGUGCUGUGACAGAGCUGUAUCGUGAAGAUAGUUUGGCAGGGGUAAGCAAGAAACUGCUGGUCUUCUCCGAUGGGAAUACACAGGAUGAGAAGGACAUGCUGAAAGCUGUGCAAGAUGCUCGAGCGGCAGGCAUUGAGAUCUACGUAUUGGCAGUGGGGAGCCGCCUUAAUUAUCCAAAUCUACAGGUUAUGCUUACAGGCUCUGCUGCAGAUAUAACUGCACCUUUUCCAGAGGAGAGACUGUUCCGUGUUCCUGAUUAUCCUUCUCUACUCCAAGGUGUCCGCUAUCAGUCUAUCAGUCGUCGAAUAUCCCUGAAAUCCUCUCAGUAAAAUCAACAUUGAACAGCUCAGCUCCUACUGAUCACACACUGAGCCUGAGCAUGAACCUCCAGAAUGCCACAGGAAAUGUGAUCUAAGAGUAUGCCAUAAGAAGCCUCCUUUACUUCCAUGAAUGCAGUCCAGCCUUGUGGGCCUCUUGUACCUUUUAUUGGACUGAAAAUGCACAUUUAUUGGGCUUAAUAAAAAAGUGAGAUGUCAUCUUUAAAGAACACUGCAAUGAAAGCAUGUGCUCAUCUCUUCUGUAUUCAUUUUCUUUCUUUAGAUCAAAGAUAUUUUUUUCUCAUACUGCUAAUGGAUAAGCAAGAUGCUGUAAAGCUUGUGUAAGGAGAGUUAAAUGACUUGACAUCCUACUGCACCAUAGCUGGGCUUACGCAGUCAGUAAGUGCAUGUUGUUUCCCUGUCUUUAGGGAAACAAGUCCAUGAGUAAGAUUGCAGGCAGUCCCAGAACUGUAGGUGUUCAGAUUUUUUUUACAGAGAACUCAGCAAUAUUUUAGAUAUUACAGGUCUUUAUUGCUCCUUUAAAAGGUAUCAGAGAAAGGGAGGCUGGCAGUCUUGAACAUAAUAAAAAAUUUGGUUUAUCUAGAAAUAUCCAUGAAGGUUUUAGUCACUAAUUAAAUAUUCUCCUGUUCACAACCAUGCAAAAGUCUUAUUUUUAUAGUUUGUUUCCUCUCUACCAUUCAUAUCAAUGUCCACAGAAGCUCUAAUGCUCCAGCAGUGCCUUAUGUCCAAAUACAUUUUUAUUAUGCUCUAUAAACAGAACUCAUAGGGAAAGUAAAUGAUCAGGAGAAAUGGAAGUUGCAAAAUGAUGUUGGAAAAAGAAAUGAAGGUUAUACAGUAGCACAUAGAGAAAAUAUAGUGACAGUUUCCUCUUGCCAUAAUAAAUGCCAAUGCUAAAUCUUGUGCCAAACAAACUCCAAACUACUCUCAGAUGUUGCCACCAUUGCCAUAUAAUAGAUAUGCUAAGUGAGAGAAAUACCCAACACUGUUUUUGUUGAACAUCAUGUUACAAAAUACCAAAAUGUCAUUACAUAUCGAAGAUCUACUUGCUGAACACAAAUUUGUAUUUUGUAUCUCUGGUUUGGCUGUAAAGAACUUUUUGGACUUCACAUGACUGUUCUAAGGAAAUCUGUCAUGGUAAACACCUGGAGAGAAUUCAUCUUCUUGCAUACCAAAGAUCUGUUCCCAUAAUUAAACUGCAUUGCACAGAUGAAGAGGACAACCUUAAGUACUUGAGUGCCUUUCACAUUCCUAUUCCCUUCUCAAAAGCUGUCCUGCUCGCCAGUAACUAAUGAGCUGUAACGAUGAUAUAUCUGGUUACGAAGAUAAAUCCAUUAUGCUGUGUUUUAUAGUUUACAUUCAGUGUUUUACAAAGCAAUCAGUGGAUUUAUAGAACCUGCAGGAACCGUUAGAAAUUUCCUUACAUUUUUCAUAAUAAUUAAGAUGAAAUUGAAAACCCUUAUUUUCUCUUGUGCUCGGUGCUGAUAACAUUUGUCAGUUGGCAGAUUAUUCAUGACACAUAAGCAAGGGGGUGCAAGGAAGAAUUAUACAGUUAUUAUUGGUGCUAUAUUCGUACAAAGAAGUCUUAUGUGAAUGUUGUCCUUUAACCCAUUUUUCCUAUAGGUACAGUUGGUACGUAGAAUGAUUUGUAGUGCCAGACAUUGGGUGGGUGAUAGGACAACUCCUGUGGUUGGAGGCCCACAGAUCUUCCUUUUGAUACAACCUGUAGUCAUGUUGGUCUCUGAAUAAAGGGUUUUCCCACAAA